Molecule: messenger RNA, 243 nt
Organism: Glycine soja
Lineage: Eukaryota; Viridiplantae; Streptophyta; Magnoliopsida; Fabales; Fabaceae
Product: protein MAINTENANCE OF MERISTEMS-like
Exons: 3
Coding region: 1-243 (80 amino acids)
Source: RefSeq, a predicted model, not a curated record
AUGGGUUGCACUUUGUUUGCUAACAAGAGUGCAACCAAUGUCCAUGUUGUCUACUUGGAGGCCCUUCGUGACCUCAGUUUGACAGAGAGGUACGCCUGGGGAGUGGCUGCUUUGGUUCAUAUGUACGACCAGCUGAACGAUGCAUCUAUGAGCCACAGUCGACAGCUUGGCGGUUACAUCACACUGCUACAGUGCUGGAUUUACGAGCACUUUCCCUCGGUCACGGAGUCCACCGCUGAUUAG